This is a messenger RNA of Frieseomelitta varia, 1284 nucleotides long. It is a transcript of the gene geminin, whose product is annotated as geminin. The transcript has 5 exons. Gene Ontology annotation, cellular component: nucleus. NCBI's taxonomy places the organism in Eukaryota, Metazoa, Arthropoda, Insecta, Hymenoptera, Apidae. Gene Ontology annotation, biological process: negative regulation of cell cycle; negative regulation of DNA replication. Bases 201 to 719 code for a protein of 172 amino acids. The record is from RefSeq and is a predicted model, not a curated record.
ACUGAACGCGGGAAAAAUACUACAUUCCGUAUUGGAGCAUUUUGUGCGCGCAAGGUGAAGGUGACUUCUAUCUGAUUUGUAUAUAAAGAAAUACUUGUCUAAAAACGUUAUAAUCCGAAAUCAUACGAUUUUGGACACGUAUUUAAUUGUGGUGUUUGUUCUAAAUUAUUAACUGACUCACAUUUCUAACGGCUGCUAUCAUGAAACCUGGAGGUGGCACAAAGCUUUCUGCCGCCAAAACUGGUGCUGUUGAGGAUAAGGUCAGAAAGUCUUUGCACGUUUUGCAGCCAGCAGCCACUGACAAAGAAAAUUUAGUUGGUGGAGGCAGAAUGCUGAGGUCUGCCAAAGAAACAGUUAAGAAUGAGGUAGUUGAAAAACCCAAGAAUGAUGAGAAAGCAAAACGUAAGAAAGUUGUUUUGAAAGAUAAAGCAGUUCAAACUUCAAGGGGAGGCAAGAUAAAGAUCGAAGUUGAAGACUUAACGUCCGAAGCUGGGCCCAGUGAAAAUUAUUGGGAAGUUUUGGCUGAAAGGCGGCGGAUAGCACUUCAGGAUGCAUUAGAAGAUAAUAAAGAAUUGACCGAGCGCGUAGAAAAGUUAGAAGAAGAAAAUCGUAUAUAUAAGGAAAUGUUAGAUGAAUCAAGAACACUAGUUGAAGUUUUACAGGAAAUGCUUGGAGAAGACAGGAAUGAUAUAAAUAAUUCUCUUGAAGAUACCCUUUAAUUUAACGUUUUGUGAUCCAACAUCAACUAAUGCCUUACGAUUCAAAUACAGUGUUUUUGGACACAACAUAUGCGCUCGUCAAUAAUGAAUAUCGUACUGAAUAUUGUAAAAAAAAGUUUGACUGAAGGUUUGAUAAGCACAAAAUGGAAGAGUUUCUUUAUAUUUUUAAUCCAUUUCAAUGCGGUUACUUGCAUUUAUAUUAAUUCGUCAUUUAUUAAACCAGCUAAACUAUGGCUGCGACUACAGAUGUAUUUACCUCAUAGAAACUUAAUAUAAUAUAAGUAUAUAUCUGAUUAUAAUUAAUAAAUCGAUUUUCUAAUAUCCGUUGAAUUUUUCUUUCUGUUACUUUCUGUCGUUAGCAAGAAAUAACGAUAUUAAUCGAACAAAUUGCUAGCAUCACAUAUUUAUUUUACAAAUCUUUGGCGUAAAAGAUCUUGAAUUCCAUCGAUAUAAAUCAAUGCUAAUAACACAUUAGUUUACUUUUUUUUUUUAGUAAAAUGACUGACGAGUGUUUUAUUCACACAUCAAUCACAGCACUACAUGUUCGAGGAAGCCAUUUUCUUUG